AUGUCGGCACUCCUUUACGCCAAAUUUAGAGUUGGCGCCCCGGAAUUGAAACAGAUUGGGUUGGAGAUUCAGAAGAGAGCUGUUCCGCCCCUGGACCCGGACCAAGGCGCGGAGGCCGAAUACCAAAGUCUACUCAAUGAGCUCCACUCUAACUACGCUGCCAUUCGCAGCAAGUUGAUAAUCCCCCUGGUGCAAAAGAACCUGAACGAUAUAGCACAGGCCCCGAGUACGUCGAAGGACCUUGUUUCCUUUGCACGCGGUAGCAUCAGCUAUAUCCGUGGUAUCUGUCUGGAUGAGUUUGACCUGUGGAGUGAAUGGUUUCACGGGUAUGGGGGCUUGUAUGACUUCCUGGAGGCAAUCUGCGAACCAUUAUAUGACCAUCUCCGACCGCGGAUUAUACAUGAGGAUAAAAUCAUUCGGCUAUGUCAACUGUGCACUCUACUGCAAACUCGGUAUUUGUUCGACCAGGACGAGGAGGCUGAAAGCCCGGACGCAAAUCAACUCGACUUCCACUCUCUGAUCCAACCAGCCCUGGAGGAUGUCCAAACUCGCUUAGUGUUCCGUGCGCAAGCCUUCCUUCGUGAUGAGAUCGAACGAUAUAAGCCUCGUCCGGAAGAUCUUGAUUACCCUGCACGUAACAAACAGGUGUCGAUAUCAGUCACAGAAGGCCAAAUAUCGGGUCGGAAGAUUGCUCCUGCCGACGCCCUGGUGAAUAUAUCCAAACCAACAAAGCAGAGUGAGGAUGGCGCGGAUCCCUCUGAGCAGGACUCAAAGUGGGAUUUUGAAUCUCAAGCAGCUUUCAGUGGUUGGUACCCAACACUGCGGAAAGCCAUUUGGCUUUUAAGCAGAAUUUACCGGCUGGUAAAUUCUACUGUUUUUGAUGACCUAGCGCAUCAGAUUGUCCACCAGACAAACGACUCCCUCCACCAAGCAAGCUCUUUGAUCUCCAGCAAAUCUUCGCCUGUGGAUGGACAGCUCUUUCUCAUGAGUCAUCUGCUCAUCCUCAAGCAGCAGAUUGUUGCUUUCGACAUCGAAUAUGUUGCACCUGAAGUAUCGUUCGACUUUUCAGCCAUGACCAGUACUUUCUGGGAACUUCGAGAGCGAGGUGGUCUAUUUAAUCCACGCAAUCUCAUGCGUCUCGUCGGACAUGGACUACUCCCUCGUGUUGUGGAGAACAUGCUCGACGCCAAGGUUGAGCUUGAUGGACGUCUCCGGACGGUCAUCAACGACUUCAUCAACGGGUUCGCCACGAAAAUGACGGCCUCGCUACCGGCAAAGUUUGUUGACACACGGAAUCUCCAACGCGGGGAACUGAUCUACCCUACCUGCCGGAAUAUCGAAAAGGAAGUCCCGGAGCUGCGCAAAAUUCUGAGCGAUUACCUCGAUGAUGCCCGGAUGAAGGAGACGCUGGUUGGCGCCGUGCAGGAUCGCGUGAUCCAAAUCUAUGAGGAUUUCUUCGGCAAGUACACCUCUUCAGAGAAGAGCAAGGGAAAGCCUGUCAGCAAGAAGGGCAAGGGCCGCGAGGAUGCUGUGUGGGACGUGGAUACAUUUGCAGAGUGGUGUGAGGGUGUUUUCCGCGUUGGGAUCUACGGACCCGAUGAUGAUGACGAUGUGUUUGCGAGUCGCAGCCGAAAGGAGUCAUCUCUUGGCCCAAUUAUCUCGCAGAUGGCUUCCCUGACCAGCGACGAUUACACAGUCGCGUGGAUAUGUGCCUUACCGUUGGAGGUAGCAGCAGCAAGAGUCAUGCUUGACAAAAUCCACCGUCCCUUCCGCCCACCGUCCACAGAUCCCAACGCCUACGUGUUUGGUGAACUUAAUGGCCAUUUCGUCGCCAUCGCCUGCCUACCUACAGGCAUAUAUGGAACCGUAUCUGCUGCUACUGUUAUGGCGCAUAUGUGUUCCACUUUCCGUCGGAUCCAGUUUGCGCUUCUGGUGGGAAUCGGAGGCGGUGUUCCAAGCACACAGAAUGACAUUCGACUAGGAGAUGUGGUGGUCAGCAAGCCAGUGGGCAAGAACAGUGGAGUGAUCCAGUAUGACUACGGCAAGACGGUGCAGGGCGGAAAGUUCGAGCAGACCGGCAUGUUAAACCACCCGCCGCAGGCUCUUUUGACCUAUAUGGCCUAUUUACAGGCCGCUCAAAUGACAAAACAUGAUGAGACGAUUUCAAAGAUUGUGGGCGAUGUAUUGGCACGGAAUCCAGAUAUGAGAGAAAAAUUUGGGCCCCCAGAUCAGGAAAGAGACUACCUCUUUUCUGCCUCCUACCACCAUCUCAACAAUGGUAGCGACUGCGACAAGUGUGACAAGGAGCAAUUAAUCGCCCGAAAGCCGCGUGACCAAACACCUCAGGUCCACUACGGGUUGAUUGCCUCUGGAGAUCAGGUUAUGAAAGAUUCGGAAACACGCGACCGCCUCGCCCAACAGUUUGGAGUAUUGUGCUUUGAGAUGGAGGCAGCAGGUCUUAUGAAUCAGCUGCCCACUCUCGUGAUCCGUGGGAUUUGCGACUACUGCGACUCCCAUAAGCAAAAGGACUGGCAAGGAUAUGCAGCUUUAACAGCAGCUGCCUAUACAAAAUCCCUAUUGUCAGUCGUACCUUCUUCGACGGAUCCGAGCCAGCCGAAGAACAACAGAAUGGGUCAUUGGAUGGUCCCACUGGCAAGGAAUCCACGAUUUGUCGGCCGUCAGGAAGAAAUCACCAAAGUACAAGAACUCAUCAUGGCAUCAGAUGGGCCUCGCCAGAUCGCCAUCACUGGCCUAGGAGGGGUGGGUAAGACACAAAUAGCCUUGGAACUGGCGUAUCGCAUACGGGACCUAGAUAAGGCGUGCUCGAUUUUCUGGAUUCCAUGCACUAGUCUUGGAAUGAUCGACCAGGCGUAUCUAAAUAUCGCACAGACACUUGGACUGUGUGAUGUGAAUCCCGCUCAGGUCAAUGCACAGAUCAAGACAUACCUUAGCUCUGAGCGUGCCGGGAAGUGGCUUCUGAUUUUUGAUAAUGCAGAUGAUAUGGAUAUGCGGCCUACUCUCGAAGACGCUCUCCCGGAAAGCGAACAUGGCUGUGUCCUGUUCACUACCCGAAACCGAAAACUCGCAGUUGAAUUGGCGUCCUCCGAUACCAUUCCCAUCCCAGAUGUGGAUAGAGAUACCGCGUUGAAAAUCCUGGAAAAGUCCCUGAUCGAUCAAGCUUUGCUGAAGGAUAGUGAAACGACAGUGGCUCUUCUGAAACAACUGACCUUCCUCCCGUUGGCAAUCGCGCAGGCGUCAGCGUACAUCAACAAAAAUUCACUAGAUCUGUCCACCUACCUGAAGCUUCUGCAGGAAAAAGAGCCAGACAUAGUGAACCUUCUAAGUGAAGAUUUCAAGGAUGCAGGACGCUAUAAGGAUAUACAGAAUCCUGUGGUUACUACAUGGUUAAUCUCGUUCGAACAAAUCCAGCGUCAGAAUCAACUAGCAGCGGACUUUUUGUCUUUCAUGGCGUGUAUCAAUCCGCGCAACAUCCCUUAUUCUCUCCUUCCUUCAUCAACAUCUAAGAAACGCAAAGCUGAUGCGCUGGGGCUUUUGAGUGCCUAUUCAUUCACAAACGCGCAAGAUAUGGGUAUAAGCUUGCACAGACUUGUGCAUAUUGCAGUACGGAACUGGCUUAAAAAGAGUUCGGUCUUUAGCCACUGGAUCCAAAGAGUGGCUGACCGGAUGGCCGAAGUUUUCCCAAAUAGUCACUAUACUAACAGGGGACUUUGGCGGCAGUAUCUUCCCCAUGCGUUAUCACUUGUGCACGACGAGGAGUUCAGACUGCAGCGAGAGCACUACCUUAAUCUCCUUGACAACAUGGCCUGUUGUCUUCUCAGUGACGGCCGCUAUCACGAAGCGGAACUACUCCUUACAGACCUGAUGGAAAUGAGGAUUGAGAAACAUGGUCACGAAUGUCACAGUACUUUCCUCAGCAUAGCAAGAUUAGCAGAAACAUACUGCUACCAGGGACGAUGGUUUGAAGCUGAAGAGCUACAGAUACGGGCGUUAGAGAUAGGGAAAACAGUGCUAGGGGCUGAACAUCCCGAUACUCUAACCUGCAUGAAUGACCUCGCAUUAACCUGCUGGAGCCAAGAACGAUGGACCGAAGCUGAAGAGCUAGGGAUACAGGUGCUGGAGAUACGGAAGAAGUGCUAG
Aspergillus terreus NIH2624 is the source of this 4158-nucleotide messenger RNA. Its product is annotated as Golgi transport complex subunit COG3. Gene Ontology annotation, molecular function: ADP binding; catalytic activity; protein binding. The transcript is spliced from 3 exons. The coding region runs from base 1 to 4158 and encodes 1385 amino acids. The record is from RefSeq and is a predicted model, not a curated record. Gene Ontology annotation, biological process: nucleoside metabolic process. NCBI's taxonomy places the organism in Eukaryota, Fungi, Ascomycota, Eurotiomycetes, Eurotiales, Aspergillaceae.